Amoebophrya sp. A120 is the source of this 1045-nucleotide messenger RNA. NCBI's taxonomy places the organism in Eukaryota, Dinophyceae, Syndiniales, Amoebophryaceae. The record is from the annotation of a GenBank genome assembly.
CCUCCACCUUGUCUUGUGUUGUGUGGGUAAAUUAUUUGGUUUGUCAAUUAAGACAUUGUGAUCAAAGACCAGGGAAGCCAAGCGGUUUCAUCGAUCUGAGACCUUUAUCUAGGGCUAUCUUCAAAUGUUGUGAGUAGACAGAAUGCCAGCACCAGACGGACCUGGGCGAUUGCAGCCGGUUGGUAGCCACGCGCGGCUCAUCGGCGAUGCGCUGAGCAGAUUUUGUGGCGAGGAGCGGGGUAACCACCGCCCCUGGGCCUUAGUUGUAGACUAUAUAGAAAGGCGGUCUGACGACGAUUUCGAGGGAGACGAUGAUGGUUGUUUGUUCUACGUGAUUACCUGCUGCAGCUGUCGGGGGCCGCCACCGAGGGUUUCUGGCUCGGAGGUGACGCCGCUUUUCACCGUGCACCAGGUGAACGGCGGGAAGCUCCGCACCGCAAUGGAAGCCUUUCAGCACAUUGUGAAUCCCGAUCCGCCCGCACUGCUGGCAGUAGCCCAUAUGGAGCAUAUGGGCUACGUUCGGAAUUGGCUGCAGACCCGCAUCCGCGACAACGCUGACCACGUCCGUGAAACAUACUUUCCCAGCACAGAAGUCGGCCGCUUGCGACAGCAGUUGGUGAGUAAGAGUGAGGCCGUUGCAUUUACCACCGCGGAGGCCUGUGCAGAGUACUUGGUUGGGUACUCUCGAAAGUCGAGUGAGGUGGCUAAAAUUCGGACCUUUUGCGUUGAUAUCGGAACCGAGACAGUAAAGUCGGAUGUUUACCGGACCGAACCCGAGAGAAUGCCACUGGAUGACAUGUCUUGCAUUCUGCGGCCGCUGCGAAUGGUGGAGGCGUCCCGUAGCGUCGCAGGAAGGAAUAGAGGAAUAGAUCAUGAAGCACGAAUCCGGUGAUCGUAACCCUCUGUCAGUUGGUUAAAUUUGGAUCGAUCACGACAAUGCGCUAACCUGAUAUAAGGGAGAGGACAAGCGAGAGGCUGCGAUAUGUGGGCAAAACUUUUUUUUUCUUCACAUUCACAGCACCAAAAGCUCAAUCACAGUGACACG